AUGAAGGAUGGCUCCUAUGGUUCAGCGACCCAAGACAACAAUCCCUUGGGCAUCGUCUACUCCUUGAACUUCAGUAAGCCGUUCAACAUGAGCCAAAAUAUCAGCGGUGUUCUGGACCAAAACCCAAAGGUCGCCGGCGCUGCGACCAACAUCGCACCGAACUAUUUCGACGGAGCACUUCUCGCGAAUGAUCACCAGUUCUUCAUGUAUGGUGGACUGCUGAAGCAGACGGACGUUUACGAUGAUCCGGAUGCAGACGCAGUCACGGAGUAUCAGCAAUCUAGCUAUGGUGUCCAGAAGCAAGUGACCCCGGGGUACAUCAACACCAAACUGCCCGACGGCUUGACAAGAUAUCUUGCAUAUGGAGGUGCUGCCAACGCACCUUCUGAGAACAAGGCAUUCUACUUUUCUGGGCUUCGCGCCCCCGAGUGGGGUCCUACCUAUUAUCCCGGCUACAACGAUUCGCUAACAGCCAUCAACGUCUCUAACACACUGAUCACGCUCGACAUGUCAACGCAGAACGAUCAGGAAUGGAGCAACCAGACCUUGCCUGACGGGAUUUCAGGGCGCGCGAAUCCGGAGCUUAUCUGGGUUCCAGUCGGUGCGCAAGGCAUUCUGGUCGCUUUAGGAGGCGUAGUCUACCCUGAAUUUGUCAAUGCUGCGCACUCCUCAGACAACCUGACCGGUAGUGAGAAUGUGAGCCCGUCAUUCAUGUCCAACAUCGAUAUAUACGAUAUCGCAAGUGGAAAGUGGUACACACAGCCCACGGUUGGUGGACCUUCGCAGCUCGCUAGAGGCUGCGCCGUCAUGCAGCCAGCUCAGGAUUACUCGAGCUUCAACAUUUACUACUACGGUGGCUACGAUGGACUUCAUGCUACCGAUGCAUCAGACUUCAAGGACGACGUCUGGAUACUGUCACUGCCUUCCUUCAUGUGGAUGAAGGUUGCUUCUGGACGGUCCGGCUAUGGGCGCGCAGGCCAUAAAUGCUUCAUGCCGUAUCCGGACCAGAUGAUGGUCAUUGGCGGCUAUCCAGCCCAGGCUGGCACGGCCACCACCUGCGUGAGUGGCGGGAUCAUCCAGUUGUUCAACCUGAGCUCGUCCAAGUGGAUAGAUAGGUACGACCCAGGCGUCUGGUCUAACUACCACGUCCCGGAAAUGAUAUAUGCCAUGAUUGGCGGCGAUGAGAAGGGCGGUGCGACUGAGCUCACUCCCGGACCGACUGGCUGGGCUACUACAGCACUGGCCAGCGUCUUUGCAUCACCAUACCCUACCUCAAAACUCACGACGUACUACCCAUACGCCCCAUCGGCCACGGGCGGCUCAGCUCUGCCCACCCAAAGUUCUCAAUCUGGCGGUGGUGGCGGUGUACCAGGCUUCUUACCCCCGCUGCUUGGUGUCAUUCUUGGGCUGAUCUUCAUCACGUCUAUCGUUCUUGGCAUCUUGUUCUGGCGCCGCCGUAAAAUACUCAGGAAGAACGGCGGCAUGAGCGAGAUGACCGAUGAAAAUGGCAAUCGCAUUAUGUCCUGGAUGCGCGGCCAACCCUCAGAGACUAAAGCACCAACUGUCACCACCAGCGAUGAUAUGCCUCAGAGCCCGGACCCGGAGCGUGCUGCGUUGUACGCCCCUCAUCCACACCAGCAGCAGCUACAACAGCAGCUUAUGCGCCAUGAGAUGGACGACACUCAAGUCGCCGAGCUAAUGGACACCUCGCCCCGAGCAGAACUAUCAGACACGGCCUUAACGCCCGUCGACAUUAUCAGCAAGCACACGCACUUCGGCUCGGCCGGCGGAAGUAGCAGCCCGCUGGGCAACCCGUCGUUUGCAUACUCGUCCAUAGCCGCGACAGAUCAUGCAAGCAUGGUAAGCAGUAACUCCGCCGCAGGAGGCGCCAUGUUUGCAGGCCCCUCCUCGAGGAGCCCUCCCACAGCAUCCCCCUUCAACCCCGAGCAGCAGGUGCGCCCGGACUCACCGGCACUGCCAGCUACCUCCCCCUACGAUGAUGACCACACCCCCACCGCCGGAAAGCCCCUUCCGGCACCAACCUCAAACAACAGUAACGCCGCCGCCGCGGCCUCAUCAGCGGCUCAGGGAGAGUCUCCGCGGGGCGAAUCAGGGGUAUCAGCGUUUAGCGAGCGAGACCGGUCCCACCUGAGGAACAUCAGCGACCCAGCGACGGUCAGCACGAUGGACGGCACGCUCGUCGGCUCGCCGCGCCUGGGCCCCCAGCCGACGGGCCGCGUCGCGAGCCCACCGAUCAUGGAGGAGGGCUCGCUCAACACCCUGCGCAGUCACCCGACACCGGGCGGCACACCCCCCGCGGUGAUAAGUCCGCCGACGGGGGGAGAGGCCGACGGUGAGGACUACGUCAGCGCAAAGGGCAGCAGCGGGCCGGUCAGCCCGCUCAACCCGCCGGCUGCGCCGCCGGUGCCCCGGUCGAGUAACAGUCCGGCUCCUAGCCGGAAAAGCAUUUUCAGGGAGUCCAUGGAGGACAUGGGAGGGUCAAAGUGA
Diaporthe amygdali is the source of this 2508-nucleotide messenger RNA. RefSeq lists its product as uncharacterized. The transcript is spliced from 4 exons. The record is from RefSeq and is a predicted model, not a curated record. Bases 1 to 2508 code for a protein of 835 amino acids. Lineage: Eukaryota; Fungi; Ascomycota; Sordariomycetes; Diaporthales; Diaporthaceae. Gene Ontology annotation, molecular function: protein binding.